AUGUGCGAAGAUUUGAAUCCAAGGUACUUGUAAGUUUGUUAUAUAGCUGUAAUUAUAAACAUUGUCGUUCAUUUUUUUAGAUAUCCUUUCAAGAAAUGAAGUGGAAUAAAUCUCAUCUACCAUUUCUUCCGACUAUCUUUAAUAUCGAAGACGAUGUAGUUUGCAUAGACAAAAAAUAAUAACUUAAGAGAAGAACUUAUAAACUUUUAGAUCAGUAUUUAUUUUAUAAAAGUAAAAAUGUAUUAUAUUGUGAAUUAAUUGUUAGGAAAAAAUUGUUUGGAUUAAUUAUGAAAAUGCAAUUAUAGAAUUAAUAUCCAAUUCCGAAUUGGGCGUGGGAAUUCGUUUAACGAAAUGCUUCGAUAGAGUUGAAUUCUUUGGCAACGCAAACUAUUGGUAUAAAUUUAUGAAGAGGUUUGCCGUCUAAUAUGAUUUCCUACAUUAUUAUACGCCCAUCUCAAAACUCAACAAAAUUAAGUUUGGAGAGUCAUACAAAGGAAAAAAUAAAGUGGAUGGUGCAGAAUGCAUUAUUAAGAUUUAUUAAAAGUCAUUGAUAAUCGACGAUGAAGAUAGACAAUAAUUCUUCAAAGAAAUAUCAGUGAUUCGUCAAUUGAAAACAGAUUUAACAAUGAAGUUUUAUGAUCUAUUCGAAAAUCAAGAUCAAAUUUAUGUAAUUGUUGAAAAUUUGCCCUCUUACACCUUAUCAGAGUAUGUAUCGAAGAACCCUUUGUUUUCAGAAGAAAAAGCAGCUAAGGCCAUAUUUAGAAUUAUUAAAAUUGUUGCAUAUCUCCAUUCCAAAAAAAUAAUGCAUAGAGACAUUAAACUCGACAAUUUCAUCUUUCGACAACUAGAUAAUUUAGAUAGUCUAUGUUUAACAGAUUUUAAGUUAGCAGAAUUCUAUGAUGACGAAGGACAUUACCAAUUUACACGAUGUGGAACUGUAGGAUACGUAGCCCCUGAAGUUUUAGCAGACAAGAACUACGACCUCAAAGUAGAUGUCUAUAGCGUUGGAAUUCUGCUCUUCAUUUUAUUCGCAGGAAAAGAGCCUUUCGAUGGAAAUUAUCAGGAUAAAGUCAUUCAAAAUUUAAUUGGAGUUAUUGAUUUUCAAGCCAUCAGGGUGAGUAACUUGGCUUUGGAGUUUCUCAAGGGUCUUCUCAAAUUAGAUCCUUAAGAGAGACUGUCAUCUCAUUAAGCCUUAAAUCACAAAUGGUUUUAAAGAGAAAAAUUAAUCGGAGCAUUAAAAUAAUAAAUUAAGUCUACCUUAUAAAAUUUGAAUAAACCGCAUAAAGUCAAAGCAUCCUUAAAAAAAUCGUUUCCAAUUUUACCUACCAAUUCUAUUCCUCAACUGCAGAGUCCUUCUAGUUUUAGAAUUAAAACAUUGCCUAAUCCCUAAUCAUAAGAAAAAGUCCAUCUCCCUGUAAUUUAUAGAAGAACUACUCACUAAAUCCCUUCGAAUUCUAUAUUAUAUGGAAGAAUUAAAUGA
This is a messenger RNA of Paramecium octaurelia, 1480 nucleotides long. Lineage: Eukaryota; Ciliophora; Oligohymenophorea; Peniculida; Parameciidae. The record is from the annotation of a GenBank genome assembly.